This is a messenger RNA of Durusdinium trenchii, 1101 nucleotides long. The record is from the annotation of a GenBank genome assembly. Lineage: Eukaryota; Dinophyceae; Suessiales; Symbiodiniaceae.
GGAUCUUUACCUUAUUGAAAGCCAUUUUGCUACUAGGAGCAAGAAGCUACUAGGAGCAAAGGGCAUCGCUACUAGGAGCAAGGACGCUACUAGGGGCUCCUGGCCGUACUACUAGGAGCAAAGACGCUACUAGUUGCAUUCUACAUUGACAACCGAUGCCUCUGGUCGCCUUGGAGCCAUGCUGGAGGGUGAAGCUGUCUCUCAGGCUUCUGCUAAUGCAGGACCAGAGAUUCGUGAAGAAGUGGAACGUCUCAAGGCACAAGGGAAUGAGGAGUUCCGAAACGGAGACUUUGAGGCAGCGCUGGAGAAGUAUGCGCUGGCACUCCGAAGCCUGGAGAGGGUAGCUUACGUGGAUGCCAUUGCAUCCACUUUGGCAUCUAAUCAGGCUCUUUGCCUUCUGAAGCUGGCAAAGUUCCAAGAGGCUGAGGAAAGGGCUUCAGCAGCAUUGGUUGCCGACCCGUCGAACAGCAAAGCAGCAUAUCGACGAGGUCUUGCUCGCCUGAAACUUGGUGAGCCUCGCGGUGCUGCUGAGGACCUUCAGAAGGCACAAAGGCUAGAGCCUCAAAAUGCAGAGAUUCGACAGAAACUGGCAGAGGCAAGGGAGCUUGCUUCUGCUGCGCCCAUUGGAGAGGAGGAAGUGGCUGUUGCUGCCGCCGCUGCCGGUGCACUUGGCAAAGAUGGCGGGCUGUACAAUGAAAAGAGCGAUUUGAACGAAGGGCGGCUGGCUGGAUCUUACCAGGAGCAACGAGAAUGGGUGCGCACCAUCGACAAAUGGAACGAGAUCGUGGACAUCUCUUUUGCAGAUGAAGAAAACAAGAAUUGCAUUUCGGUUUACAUGUCCUUGCCAGGCAUCCAUGAAAUUGCACCUAACAAGGUGUGCGUGUGGAUGACGGCAACAACCCUGGAGGUUCGAAUCAUUGAGUUGCGAGGUGAAAACUGGUGCUAUGUGGCGCAAGAAUUGUGGGGACAGAUAAACCCAGAGCGAUCCUCCUGGAAGAUCCGCAAAGAUAAGCUGUCCUUGAAGCUGGACAAACGAGCUGCCCGCAGUUGGGACAAAUGGGAGAAGCUCCGGCGGAUUUAGAUUCGAGUGCAGCACAAAAA